Suillus clintonianus is the source of this 207-nucleotide messenger RNA. RefSeq lists its product as uncharacterized. The record is from RefSeq and is a predicted model, not a curated record. The annotation marks the transcript as partial. Lineage: Eukaryota; Fungi; Basidiomycota; Agaricomycetes; Boletales; Suillaceae. The transcript is spliced from 2 exons.
CUCCAAAGAGGAACUCGACGUUUUACGGAUAUCACCACAGGAUACUGGAAGUUCACAAAAAAUAAUAUUGUGCAGGCUCUACGCACAGGCUCAGGAAUCAGAGACAGUCUGGUGAAAGAGCUAGAUCCUGAGGCUAUGAACAGAGGUGAUGGUCGAUCUUUAGCAGCUGCUGACGGCGUGAGCCAAAUAACAGCUUGUCGAACUUGA